This is a messenger RNA of Colletotrichum spaethianum, 1038 nucleotides long. Its product is annotated as acetylesterase. Gene Ontology annotation, molecular function: hydrolase activity, acting on ester bonds. The coding region runs from base 1 to 1038 and encodes 345 amino acids. The record is from RefSeq and is a predicted model, not a curated record. NCBI's taxonomy places the organism in Eukaryota, Fungi, Ascomycota, Sordariomycetes, Glomerellales, Glomerellaceae. The transcript is spliced from 2 exons.
AUGCUGUUCCUACCAAUUGUAGCCUUGGCCUCGGUGGCAGCGGCCUCCCAAUGCGGCCUCAAGAAGCUCGAGAACUUGGUUACGUUCGGCGACAGCUACACUGACGAAAGUCGGCUCGCCUACUUCAUCAACAACAACGGCUCUGCCCCGCCCCCGGGCAUCCUUCUGCCGCCAAGCAACUCCACCGCGAGCGGCGGAUACGCCUGGGGCCGGUUCGUCGCCAACUCGACCGGUGCCAAGUACUACGAUUACGCCGUCAGCGGUGCCACUUGCUCAAACAAGAUUAUCUCUCGCAACUACGCCGCCAUCCACCAACCGUUCCCGUCGGUCCUGGACUACGAGAUCCCGGCUUACAAGGCUGAUACAGCUUUCGAGGCGCUCUACCCGAACAGGGCGGCCAACAAUACGGUCUACGCACUCUGGAUCGGUACGAACGACCUGGGAUACGGUGCUUUCCUAACCGACUCCAAUGCGCCCGGGACGACCAUCUCAACCUAUGUGGACUGCAUCUGGGAGGUGUUUGACAACAUCUACGCGACGGGCGGGCGGCACUUCGUUCUCCUCAACAUAGCGCCUUUGGAGCAGUCGCCGCUCUACGCCGCCACGGAGCUUGGCGGCAGCGGGGACAGCCAGUUCUGGCCUAACAAGACGAGCUACAACACGACCGAAUACCAGUAUAAGAUGCUCGAGUACAGCACUAGCGUCAACACCAUGUUCGACUACGGCGUGCCCUUCCACCUGCUGGUCAAGAAGCGCUGGCCCGGCGCGAGCUUCUCCAUCUUCGACGUCCACGGUCUGCUGCGUGACAUCCACGCUGAGCCGUCAAAGUAUCUGUCCUCGCCGCCGAACGUGACGGGGCCCUACCGUGUAUGCAACCCGGUGACGAGUGCGUGUGUAGACUCGUCACAGCCAAAGUCGAGCUUCCUUUGGUACGACGAUUUGCACCCUUCCGAGCGUACAGAUGAGAUUGUGGCACAGCACUUUAUCGAUGUGGUGUACGGCAACUCGACGUACGGCACGACUUAUGCGUCCUCAUGA